This is a messenger RNA of Pygocentrus nattereri (red-bellied piranha), 4665 nucleotides long. Its product is annotated as cationic amino acid transporter 2 family protein. The record is from RefSeq and is a predicted model, not a curated record. Bases 107 to 1939 code for a protein of 610 amino acids. Gene Ontology annotation, molecular function: amino acid transmembrane transporter activity. NCBI's taxonomy places the organism in Eukaryota, Metazoa, Chordata, Actinopteri, Characiformes, Serrasalmidae. Gene Ontology annotation, biological process: transmembrane transport; amino acid transport. The transcript has 12 exons. Gene Ontology annotation, cellular component: plasma membrane.
ACUCAGGAGGGGCCCUGCGAUAUGGACUGUGAUCAAGACUCAGGACGCAGCACAAACACUUGCCACACCUUCACACACGGCCUGCUCUGCUCUCCAACGGUCCAGGAUGCCUUGUGGCAGUGUGUUGUCCUUCCUCAAGAGCCUGUCCAGACGGAAGCCUCUGGAGCCGGACGGUGAACAGUCUGACUUUAAGCGAUGUUUGACCACGUUGGACCUGGUAGCCCUGGGAGUGGGCAGUACGCUCGGAGCUGGUGUCUAUGUGUUGUCGGGUGAAGUGGCCCGAACUGUGGCCGGCCCCAGCAUCAUCAUUUCCUUCUUCAUCGCGGCCGUGGCCUCCGUCUUCGCAGGGCUGUGUUAUGCAGAAUUUGGUGCCCGUGUCCCCAAAACAGGCUCGGCGUAUCUCUAUAGCUACGUCACUGUUGGGGAAAUAUGGGCUUUCAUAACGGGGUGGAACCUCCUGCUCUCCUACAUCAUAGGUACUUCCAGUGUCGCCAGAGCCUGGAGUGGAACAUUUGAUGACCUAAUUGGAAAUGCUAUUGCUAAUUACUUGAGGGAGAAUGCAGCCAUGAACUUACCUGGACUCGCCCCUUACCCAGACUUCUUUGCGGCCGCCCUUAUUAUGAUUUUAGCAGGUAUCCUUGCUUUUGGAGUGAAGGAGUCAGCAAUCGUCAACAAGAUCUUCACUGCAAUAAACAUAUUGGUGUUGUUGUUUGUCAUCAUCUCUGGAUUCAUCAAUGGUGAUAUUGGAAACUGGCAGCUGACUGAAGAGGACAUCAUCAAUGCUUCAAUACCCAUAAAUGGCUCAGCUAUAAACAUCACUGAUCUAGGAAACUACGGAGCUGGAGGAUUUUUCCCGUUUGGAUUUGACGGAACAUUAGCAGGAGCCGCCACCUGCUUCUAUGCAUUUGUGGGAUUUGACUGCAUUGCUACCACAGGUGAGGAGGUUCAGAACCCCCAGAAGUCCAUCCCUGUGGGUAUCGUGGCAUCUCUCCUUAUUUGCUUCCUGGCUUACUUUGGCGUGUCGGCCGCUCUCACUCUUAUGAUGCCGUACUACCAGUUGAGCGUACAAAGCCCUCUCCCAGUGGCCUUCACUUACGUGGGCUGGGACCCGGCAAAGUACGUCGUUGCUGUAGGAUCUCUGUGUGCCCUUUCCACAAGUCUGUUGGGCUCGAUGUUCCCUAUGCCCCGUGUCCUGUUUGCCAUGGCCAGAGAUGGACUGCUGUUCAAACCACUGAGUAACAUCAGCUCCAGACAAAGUCCCGUAAUAGCAACUCUCGCUUCGGGAGUGGUGGCAGCCAUUAUGGCCCUCGUGUUUGACCUGAAGGCCCUGGUGGACAUGAUGUCCAUUGGCACUUUGUUUGCCUACACUCUGGUAGCCAUCUGUAUCCUCAUCCUCAGAUACCAAACAGAUUCCAAUGAGAUGAAUGACAAGCAGAAGUGGAAUCUUCUACGACCACCUUCUUCACCCACUCCGUCAAGCUCAAAGGUUGUGUCCUACCUGACCAUCUUCACAAUCGUGCUGGCAGUGGUUCUGAGUGUAAUUCUGACCAAGGGAAUCGAUUUAGUGAAGGAGUGGUGGAUGAUUCUUAUUAUCACUCUGGCUCUGCUAUUCUUGCUAACCACUGUCAUCAUCAUCUGGAGGCAGCCACAGAGCAGCGUCAAAGCUGCCUUCAUGGUUCCUUUUCUGCCAGUGCUUCCAGUUCUUAGCACUUUUGUCAAUGUCUAUCUCAUGGUCCAACUGGGAGAAGAUACAUGGAUCCGCUACGCAGUUUGGAUGGCAAUAGGCUUACUGAUCUAUUUUGCCUAUGGAGUGUGGCACAGUGUCCAGAAGAAACGAGAACAAACACCUCACAGUGUCCAAGUUGAAAUUGUCAAUGCUCAACUAGAGAAGGCCAACAAAGACGGCUCAUACCCAUGUCUGCCUCAAACCAAGUUGUAACCAGCGGCGCGGCUAACAGUCUCAGACUCUGCCUUAAUAGCUUGAUCUGAAAUGAAAACCUAAAAAUUCAUAUUGGAUCAGCAUCUGUGCAUUUCUGAGAGUCUGUAUUCUGAACACUUGCAAGGUUUCCCAGAUUUUUUUCAGAAUGCUAUCUAGUCCAGGGCUGGGCUUAUUCUCUUUUUCCGGGAAACACCCUUAAUGGCCUCUUUUCCGCUGUCAAGCCAAAUGGUUCUCGGGGCUGUACUAGCCAUAACGUGCUGGUCUGGACUCGUGAGACUGGUUCUGGUUUCUUUUUUCCAUCUGCUGUUCCACUAAAUCAGAACCAGGAAAUACUGAAGAAAAUUGCACAAAUUAGUUGCUAAGUGCUAACAGGCUAAGAGCUACCCACAUAAAUAUUUUACAAGCAUUCCAUCUGUCACUCCAACACCAGUCUCUCAUGUGCUCUCAUCUUCUUUAUCAUUUAAACAGGUGGUAUUUAAGCAUCUGUUACUGAAACAGCCUGUACUGUGGUGGGCUUCAUCUGUAACGUUAGCUGGCGUACUACACGAGCACUGGCGUCGCCCAAUAGGAUACAGCUCAAAGCACCACAGGGCAAUUAUAAUUUUUAUCCUUCUGUCACUUCAACUGCAGACAUCUGAAUUUGUGAUUUCAGAUGCAAGUUUUGUUCAUGGGUUUCCUAGAGCGAGUACUGCUUUAGGGGGGCACAGUACACUUACAUUAGCUUAGCCAUGCCAGCUAAAGCUUAAAGCACUACAGAACAUGUCCGAUUUUGGCUUUCUUUCACUCCCCUGCCGAUCAGUCGGGUCACUGUCAGAGGUUUUUAUCACCUACACUUGUGAUAGCAGAGCAGUUAGUCAAAACAAACUUGCACUAGGGGGUUUGGAUCCAUUUAGCUAAAUUAGCUAGGAGAGAGGAGCCAGCUAGCUUUAGCUUAUCCAAGAGGCUCUGGCUCCGGAUACCAGAGAACAGGCUUAAUUUCGGCUUCCUGUUCCUCUAACAUGAGCCGUUCAAUUUCGCUUCCUCAGAUUUGAGCCAUUAACAUCUAGCUUAACAUGUGUCAAUGAAGCUAUUGCUUGUCAGAAUCAAACCUUUUCUGUUGUGAGCACAUCUAGCGGCCCACUAGCUAAGCUAACACUAACCAGCUACUCUCUCCUGGUUAGCAGCACCAUUUAACAUUUAGAAAUGGACAUUUAUUGAAUAGUGAAUUUAAAAUAGUACAAUGCUUUCCAUCUGAGUGAACUGAAUAUGUUUGUUUUCAAGUUUGAAAUUAUCCAGCAGGGUGUUGUGGCACAAUGUUUAAGCAUUCGGUGUUGAACUAUGUCCAUGUGGAACUGCCACUGGAACGGUUAUCCUCCAUGCUCAGAACCAUUUGGCCCUGCUGUGGAAAAGAGGCCUUUGUAAGUUAGUAAAGUAAAAGGCUUUCAUUAGUAUACAGUUGUAUGUAAAAGCUUGCACACCUGUGGUCACGACGUCUUGUUGUUGAUUUUCUAAGUGAAAGGAAGUUAACACAUCCUCUACAGAGAAUACACAUUUUAAAGCACAAUUGCUGUUUAUUUGCUGAAUUUUACAUACUGGGGAGAAAAAAAGAAAUAUGGCCUGCACAAAAAUUAUGGCACUAUUUAUAAUUUAUGUGUUAUCGUCUCAGCAAUUAAAUAUUAAAUUGAAACUGUGCGUUAAAAUGUGCAGAAGUGUAUUCUCUGUAAAGUAUUGUAUCUUCACUUAUUUACACUCAGAAAAUCAACAACAGCAUGUCAUUUGACCAGGUGUGUUCAAACUUUUGCACAAGACUGUAUGAAUUUUAUACUAUAUAUUAAUAUAUUUAUAUUUUAGCAAUGGUUAAAGUAUUUACGUUGGCAGUGAUGUGAUCUCAAUGUGUUUCUCUCAAUGUGUAUCUCCGCCAUGUUUCUUUGUAUGGUUGUCACUAAAAAGUAUUUUGGUUACAUAACUUAUCGUUUUCAAAGUCAGACUUAAGAGUAUUGCUUCAAGGGUAAAUAUUGCCCAUCGUUUGAUCCUCUGUUAUGCCAUGGAAAACUAAACUUAUCAUUUUUAAAAGGGGAAGAUUAUAUAAGCAACUUGCAUUUUUUGCAGUUGUGCCAGGCACAGAUGUUUUAUUUUAUUUAUCAUUUUUUAGAAUCAUAAUAAAGCUUGAACAUAUAUUCCUGUGAUUAAUUGUGGUUACAUAAUGUUUUAACAUAAUUUAAAGCAUUCCCUGCCCAUAUAACAACAACAUUCAUUCAUUUUUUUUCCUUCAAGGUUAAAGGAAUGGUUUGGUGAAAAAUCACAAUCAUAAUUGUCCACUUUCCCCGGGUGUAGUGACUUACUUUUUACUCUGACUUACUUUUCACUGCUUUAGCUUUAGCUAUAGCUGCUUUUCUCGCAUCUCUAGCAGGAAACGCUUCUUGUGAAAUGUCUCUCAAUGUUUUCAAUGUUUUAUUUUUAUGUUGCUGGCCUCAGGCCUAGGGGAAUCUCGGCCGUGCACAAUAUGAUAUCAUAACAGCGAAUGGCUGUAUGAUGGCAAGAAGUGGUCUCUCUCUCUCUCUCUCUCUCUCUCUCUCUCUCUUUUUCUCUAAAAUGACCAGGAAAACCAACACAGAUGUGUCAUCAGCCUGUGGUGCAAGGUUUAUUCUCAACCUUUUACCAACGCAGCCCGUUUUCCUGUCGGUUUGACCCAAGAGCACCCUCUACUGGGUGAAAUAAAGAAAACUCCUUUGUCUUAAAAGACUAAA